GAAACCUGAAAAGGGGAUCCAGUACCUGAUCGAGAGGGGCUUCCUGUCAGACACCCCAGUGGGGGUGGCCCACUUCAUCCUGGAGAGGAAGGGGCUGAGCCGGCAGAUGAUUGGCGAGUUCCUCGGCAAUCGCCAGAAACAGUUCAACCGCGACGUUCUCGACUGCGUGGUGGACGAGAUGGAUUUCUCUGGGAUGGAGCUGGACGAGGCCCUGCGUAAGUUCCAGUCCCACAUCCGGGUGCAGGGGGAGGCCCAGAAAGUCGAGCGCCUGAUCGAGGCCUUCAGCCAGCGCUACUGCGUGUGUAACGCGGCCCUGCUGCGCCAGUUCCGCAACCCGGACACCAUCUUCAUCCUGGCCUUCGCCAUCAUCCUCCUCAACACCGACAUGUACAGCCCCAGCGUGAAGGCGGAGCGCAAGAUGAAGCUGGAGGACUUCAUCAAGAACCUCCGAGGGGUGGACAACGGGGAGGACAUCCCGCGGGACAUGCUGGUGGGCAUCUACCAGCGGAUCCAGAGCCGGGAGCUGCGCACCAACGAUGACCACGUCUCCCAGGUUCAGGCCGUCGAGCGGAUGAUCGUCGGCAAGAAGCCG
Molecule: messenger RNA, 592 nt
Organism: Numida meleagris (helmeted guineafowl)
Lineage: Eukaryota; Metazoa; Chordata; Aves; Galliformes; Numididae
Product: IQ motif and SEC7 domain-containing protein 2-like
Biological process (GO): regulation of ARF protein signal transduction; actin cytoskeleton organization
Molecular function (GO): guanyl-nucleotide exchange factor activity
Source: RefSeq, a predicted model, not a curated record